This is a messenger RNA of Schistosoma turkestanicum, 1081 nucleotides long. The record is from the annotation of a GenBank genome assembly. Lineage: Eukaryota; Metazoa; Platyhelminthes; Trematoda; Strigeidida; Schistosomatidae.
UAGAUAAUGAAUCGUUGAAUAUUAAACUUAAUCCAUUCAUUGAACCGGAAGUUGUAAUUUUAUUGACUAUUGAUCAAAUUAAAAAUUUAUUGAGCAAAUCAUCUAAACAAGAAUUACACGAGAAUCCAAAUCUUAUUGCAUUCGGUACAACUUUAAUGAAUUUACAACGACCAAUUACUUGUAUUUUCUUGACAGGACCUACUUUUAAAUCAAAAACUAACCAUGUGUCAUCAUCAUCAUCAGCAACAACCACAACAAAAACCUCAAUGAAUCAUUCUGCAUCACAUACAUCAUUGAAUGAAUUAUGCGCUGAAUUACAAUUAAAUUGGAAUGUGCAUAGUACUCGUAUCACAUCGAAUUUAAAUGAUGUUGCUAUGAUUUUAAAUGCAAUUACACGUUCAUUAGCUGAGAGACCAUUUAAACAAGGACGUUUAGAACAAGAUGAAGGAUUAACAUUUCUACCAAAUACUAUACAUAAAGGUUUAAGUGGUUGUGCUUCACGUGGUCGUGGUCCUGGUAAAGCACCAAUUAUAAAUAAUAUUAACAACAGUAAUAAUUCUAACGCACUAACUACUGUACAAGAACAAACUUCACAUUUAUGGUCUAAUCGUGUAUGGCUUGCUCAAUUAGGUCAAUGGCGUGGAUUAACCGGUGAAAUUGCACAUGCAAUCACUUUAAUUUAUCCAACUGCUCGAUCAUUUUAUAAUGCAUGCCAAUUAGCUGGAAUUCAAUCAAAUUCAAAUCACUCUACAACAUCGUCAUCCACAUCAUCCGCAUCAUCGUGUUCUAAUCGAAUGACCAAUCAUCCAUUUGAACUAGACUUGGCUAAUUUAGAAAUACGUCGUGGUGUUGGUGUCCUAAUGACAAAACGACGUUUAGGUGUAGAAUUUGCUAGACGCCUGAUUAAAUUAUUCACAUCGACUAAUCCUAAUGAAAUUGUCAAUUAAGGAGAGAGAGAGAGAAAAUGUUUGCUGAUUUUACCUCUGUGUACAGAUUUAUUUGUGUACGAUUAUUAUUGACAUUUUUCAAUGAUUUUUUCGCCAAAUAGUUCAUGUAUAUUUAUUGUUAAAUAAGAUAACAG